GUCAGGAUGCCGUCGAUACAGCGACAGAGGAUUCUCCUGCUCCCGCUUCCAAGGAACCCCGCGAUCAACAUCAGCUUCAAGGAUGUCAGGGUCGAAGUACCUGUGCCCAACUCGAAGAAAGAGAAAAAGUCGGUUCUCAAAUCGAUAUCUGGAAAUUUCAAAUCCGGUGAGCUUUCCGCCAUCAUGGGACCUUCAGGCGCUGGCAAAUCGACACUUCUCAACAUCUUGACGGGUUUUCAAGUCCAGGGUAUGUCCGGAGAGAUUCAGAUGGAUGGUGUGGCGGUUUCCCCUGGAAAAAGUAGUACAAGAUCUCUUAGUUGUUAUAUUAUGCAAGAAGAUCAUCUCAACCCUCUGUUCACCACUCAAGAAAUAAUGAUGGUUGCAGCGAAUCUCAAAGUUGGAUCUUCUCUCUCACCGAAAGCUAAGAAACUUCUGGUUGAAGAUAUCUUAGAUUCAUUAGGAAUGGGCACGACAUUGUAUACUAAGUGCGGACAGCUAUCUGGCGGCCAGAAGAAAAGGCUGUGUAUUGCACUUGAGCUCAUCGAUAACCCACCCAUCAUGUACCUAGACGAACCCACAACGGGUCUCGAUAGCUCUUCCGCAACACAACUUGUCCGGUUGCUUAGAAAUUUAGCAAACGGAGGCAGGAAUAUUGUAUGCACCAUACAUCAGCCAUCGGCCUAUAUAUUCGAACUUUUUGAUCAUGUCUACAUGAUUGCCAGCGGCCAAUGUGUCUACCAAGGAUCUCCUCUUAAUUUGGUUCCAUUCCUGCAAACGAUGGGGAUCCCAUGUCCACAGUACCAUAACCCAGCUGAUUUCAUGCUUGAUGUUGUAUCUGGUGAAUUUGGGCAGUUCAAUGAUCAGUUAGUAAUAGCAGCCAAGGAUCCGUCGUGGAGAGCACCUGAACCGAAGCAAGAUGCAGUUGUUCCAAAACCUAAAGAGAGUGUAGGUGGAAAUACUCAGAAAGCUUGUGUGAUAAUUCAGGCACCAUCGGAAUUUUCAAGAUUUUUUGUUUUAUUCAAGAAAAACUUAGUGUAUCUUCAUAGGGAUUGGACUUUUGUUUACCUCAAGGCUUUUCUUCACCUGUUAGUUGGAAUCGUUGUGGGCUUAAUAUUUCAAAAUGUCGGCCAUGAUGGAGAUAAAGCACAUACAAAUAUAACUUACUUUUUAUGUGUUGCUGUUUAUCACUCGUUCACUUCUCUAAUGCCUGCAGUAUUGAAAUUCCCUUCUGAAAUCAAUAUUCUGAAAAAAGAACAAUUUAAUAAUUGGUACAAGCUGAGAACCUAUUAUAUUGCCUUUAUUUUUACUAAUAUCCCUGUACAAAUGGCCUUUAGCUUUAUUUUUGUCACUACAUCUUAUUACUUGACCAAUCAGCUGUUUGAAGUGACCAGGUUUAUAAAGUUUUCUUUAAUAUGCCAGUUGACUAUAGUGAUAUCGGAAUGUACAGGACUCUCCAUUGGAACUGCAGAGAAUCCUGUGAAUGGAAUAUUCUGGGGGUCCAUCAUAAUGGCACUUCAAAUCGUACUGGGAGGUGUAUUGGCUGUUUUAUCACACAUGCCAUUACCACUUUAUUACGUUUCGUUCCUCAAUUACAUACGUUAUUCUACCCAAGCCUUGGCUAUAACUAUGUAUGGAGGAGACAGAGAGAUACUUCCCUGCCCUAAAGAAGAAUUUUACUGUCAUUUUCGGUAUCCUGAAAAAAUUCUUGAUGAAAUGGGUAUGACAGAUGUCAGUUAUUGGGGAGACGUCAGCAUACUUUCUAUUUUUUCAGUAAUUUUUAUAUGCAAUGCAUACUAUUUCCUUCAUAAAAAAGUAAAAAGUAGGGUAUGAAAUAUUUAAAGAUAUUUCAGAAAACAUUGGUUUCUCUUCGUUCCUGAAAGUAGAGGAAAAGUUUCUACUUUUCUAGGAUUCUGACGAUUGUAAAUAAAAGUGUAAAGUAAAAGUAUAGAUACUAGCACAUUAUUGUACCUACAAGUUUAAUAUAAUUAUGAUAGAAUAUUAUUAGAUUAUUUAACUUUUAGAUUUUAUAUUAUAAAAUGUGAUAUUCUCUUUUUUAGUGAUAUAAGUAAUGUAAUUUUUGUAUAUUUCGUAUUUUUGACAGUAUUUAAGUUUUUCAAACAUGAAAUGACAUCUGUUGAAAUUAAAUAUUAUUCUGAUAACAUAAUCUCUUAUUGAAAAAAAACCUUGAAUUAUUUGAAUUGGAAGAAAUGAACUAUGCUUUUUGUCUAUGUAUAUUUAAUGAAUUGUGUUAAUUUUAAAUAUAACUUUAUCAUAGGUUAAAUUGUAAACUAUAAGAAUUAUUUAGUAAUAACUCAAGACAUGACAAUUAAAUAUAAACUUGUUAAAACUUUUAGGUUUGUUAAGAUUUAUUGAGCGUUUUCUAUUCUACGCAUC
Messenger RNA from Nezara viridula (southern green stink bug), 2394 nucleotides. Lineage: Eukaryota; Metazoa; Arthropoda; Insecta; Hemiptera; Pentatomidae. The record is from the annotation of a GenBank genome assembly.